Thecamonas trahens ATCC 50062 is the source of this 360-nucleotide messenger RNA. RefSeq lists its product as uncharacterized. The record is from RefSeq and is a predicted model, not a curated record. NCBI's taxonomy places the organism in Eukaryota, Apusomonadida, Apusomonadidae. Gene Ontology annotation, cellular component: MICOS complex; mitochondrion; mitochondrial inner membrane. The coding region runs from base 34 to 285 and encodes 83 amino acids. The transcript has 2 exons.
GACACGCGACUCGAGGCAGCGAGACAGACAGCUAUGGCCGAGCAGGACGCCAAUGCCAAGUUUGACCGGUGUGCGGAGAAUGCAAUUGUGAACACAGCCGUGGGCACUGUUGGUGGCCUUGCGGUGGGUGUCACUCUUCUGCGUGGUCAUCGACUGCUGCGCAUGGCUGCCAUUGGUGUGGGCAUUGGUAUGGGCGUGGGCAUGGCCUGGUCAAACUGCUCGUACGACUUUAACAACCCGGGCAUUACCCAUGGUACUGUCAUUCGCAAGGCUGAUGCAAGCUGAUCUGAGCUUGGGCAUAGGCCGAGCUAGGCUGGACUGAGCUGGGCGGGCCUUGGGCUGAGCCGAGCUGGGCCGAGC